AUGCAGCAGAACCAGCCGGGCCAGCGGACGCAGAUCCUCUCGUCGCUGCCGCUGCAGAUCCUGCUCUACUUCGACAACUGGUUCAUCAAAGGGUUCCUCAUCUACAACCUGCUGCUCUACGUAGUGGGCGACAGCCUCUUCUCCGCCUUCGUCGUGAAGACCGCGGACCGCAAGCGCCUCGCGGAGGCGCUGAAGCAUUCGCACCCCGACGUGCCCCACUGGGCGACGGUGAAGGCCGGCGCCUGGCCGCGCGCGCACGUGCCGUCCGCGGAGGGCGGCCCCGGCGGCGCGCUCGACCAAGACGGCGAGCCGGAGAACGCGCACGCGGCGGCGGCGCUGCUCGAAUGCUUGGAGGAGACGCCGGACCUCGCCGUCGUCGUCUGGCGCCGCGCGGGCCACGUCGCGCUCGGCAACAACGGCAUCCGGCGGGCCUACACCCGCGCGGCCCACGGCGCGAUGCGCGCGCACCUCCGCCGGGAGAUCUCGGGCCUCCGGGACGACGUCGAGGCCGCGGGCGCGGAGGUCGCCCGGGCGCGGCAGCGCGCCGAGACCGCCGAGUUCGACCGGGCCUACGCGAGCGCCAAGGACGCCGCCGCGCUCCACGUCGUCCCCGCGUCGCCGCCGCCGCCCGCGGCCGUCGGCCGCCGGCCCUCCGACCCGCGGCGGCUGCCCCGGGAACUGCGCACGCGCUCCGACGAGGGGCCGCGCAAAGCGCCGCUCUUCGACGAGGCGGCGCGGGGGGCGUGGGCCUGCGUCGGCUAA
Molecule: messenger RNA, 762 nt
Organism: Aureococcus anophagefferens
Lineage: Eukaryota; Pelagophyceae; Pelagomonadales; Pelagomonadaceae
Exons: 3
Coding region: 1-762 (253 amino acids)
Source: RefSeq, a predicted model, not a curated record